UCUCCCUCUCCACCAGAGACUGAGCGACCGUUUCUUCAACACAACCAUGAACGUAGCUUCAGUGAGGUUUACGUCACACCGGGGUUUCUCUUCCGGCCGGGGUUUCCGCCUGCGCUGGACUUCCGACGAAACCUCAAGACUGUGGUGGGCAGCUUGAGUACCCCUCUGGCGCACUGUCGUCGCCUACAGCAGAGGGAGGAUAUCCCCACGGCCUUUACUGCGUGUGGACCCUGGACAACCUCAAUUCCCUGAACUCCUCCUUCAGCGUCUCCAUCACCCAUCUUCACUUAGAGGAACGCUGCUACGACUUCAUCACGAUUGAAGGAGUGACUGUUGAGGGCGAAGUCGUCGAAGUUCAAAAAGUCUGCGCCAAUUACAAUAUGGAAACGAUUAUUAUUCCUUAUCCUACAAUGAGGAUCAAAUUUAUCACUGACCAGUCCGUCAACGGCGAGGGAUUCAACCUGACGUAUGGCCUGAGUCCCUGUGGAGGCCAGAUCCACGGGCCCCAGAGCGUCAUCCACACGCCCAACUACCCAUCGAACUAUCCACCUAAUACCCACUGCGGAUGGCUGUUCAACUACGGUGAAGGGGAACAGAUUGAUUUCGAGUUCACGGACUUCCGCCUGGAGAACUCCAUCCACCACGACUUCGUCAAGCUCUUCAACGGGCCUCGCAGGACGUCGCCGCUCAUGCACCAGUACACGGGCACCACCAACCCAGGCCACGUAGGGCGCACGAUGACCAACCACCUCCUCGUCGAGUUCCACAGCGACGCCACCAACAGCGAUAGGGGCUUCAGGGCAGUGGCCAGCAGGCACGUUCGAGGGUGUGGCGGUCUGUUCCACGGUAUGUCGGGGAACUUGAGCAGCCAUGGGUUCCCACAGGACUACCAGAGCAACUCGGAGUGCGAAUGGGUCCUCGACUUUGCUUCGGGAUACCACGCCGUUCUCACUUUCGUCGAGCGAUUCGACGUCGAGACGAGCGCCGACUGCCAGAAUGACUAUAUACAGAUCUCCCAAACCCCCGACAGAGGACAGCGGGAAGUGAGCGCUUGGACGCAGGUGCUGAAGACAUGCGGGAAGCAGAUGCCUCCUCCUCUCACGGUUGCGGGCACGAGGGCGAGGAUCUUCUUCCACACGAAUGAGGCUGUGCAAGGAGCUGGGUUCAAGCUUACGUGGCAGAUGGAAUGUGGCAACAACUACACGGCGACGACCGGGGUCAUCAUCUCGCCAGGUCACCCCGGAAACUAUCGCAAUAACCUAAACUGUGUCUACCAGAUUCUUGCGCCAUCGGGCCACUUCGUCAGACUUGAGUUCCAGAGCUUCCACUUAGAAGGUCCCACUGACUGUCGCUUCGAUUCGUUGACGAUCGCGGAUGAGACGGUGCACUGGAGGAGGCGGCAGCAGCGAACCCUGGGUCCCUACUGCGGAACCAACAACCCGGGAAGCCUCACCACAAAGGGCCUGACGACCAUCACCUUCUCUACCGAUGUCUCGGUGGUCUACCCUGGCUUCGUGCUUAACUACACUAUUGAAGCAUGUGGAGGCAACAUCACAGAGGCGUCCAUCAUCGAUCUACCCACCCGCCCAUCCACCUACCAUAAUAACAUGCACUGCACAUGGGACAUUACAGCUCCUGAAGGAAGGGUUCCACAUAUUAAAUUCCAGAUUCUGAACCUCGAAGCCGGCUACAACUGCCCCUACGACCACGUCAGUGUCUAUGAUGGUCACGCUUCCGACGACUCGAAACUGGUGUCGCGGUUCUGCGGGAACCUCAUGUCGGCGCUCCCAAGCCUGUCCACCAACGAGAACCUCGCGAGGAUCGAGUUCCGCUCCGACUCCUCCUACUCAAGGGAAGGCUUCAGGGCCACCAUCGAGGGACUACGAGCCGUUCCUGGACUGUCGCUGGAUGGUGGUGGGUCUGGCGGAGAACGUCGUCAACCUCACCUUCACCAGACUUGACAUCGAGCCCCCAGGAGAGAACGAUACGAGUCCUUGUCCGUAUGAUCACGUGCAGAUCUUCGACGGUCCCUCGGAUAAGUCUCCCCUGAUCAGCACCCUCUGCAACAGCACGACUCUCCCGCCGCCCGUGGUCUCCUCCUCCAACGUCAUGUACAUUCGCUUCACCUCCGACAGCGCCCACGAGAGUGCUGGUUUCACUGCAACACUGUCCAACAUUCCUCACCCCUGUGGCACAUCCGCCCUCGUAGCCACCAACCACACCCAGACGAUCGAGUCACCCGGUUAUCCGAACCAGUACCAGGCCAGUACCCGUUGUCGCUGGACCAUCGCCGCGCCAGAAGACAGCCAAGGUAUCCACAUUGAAUUCACGGACAUGAACCUCGAGUCUUCUGCGAGAUGCGCGAAGGAUUAUCUCGAGAUUUCGAAGUAUUUUGGGACGGCUGAAGAUACUCGCAUCGUAACAGGUUAUACUAGGUGGACGGUCACCAUUGGAGGGCGGUUGGCGUAUUUCAGUCGACCAUACGGGGAGGAGGACCGUAAAUACUGCGGAUCGACUCUCCCUCACUCCUUCGACUCCCGCACAAACUCCCUCCAGGUGCGGUUCCAGAGCGAUGAGACUGUGACAGCCCCGGGGUUCAGGAUGCAGUACUCCAUCGCAACUUGCAAUAGGACUUACAGCGCCACUUCUGGUCACGUCAAAAUUGCGCGAGAUAUUUGCUUCACCACCUUCCAGGCGCCUGCAGGCUCCUAUGUCAACCUCUAUUUCCGUUCAGUUUACGUGGCAUCGAGCGAGAACUGUGCAGAUGGAGCGCUUAAGAUAUAUGACGGUCCUUCGAACACCGACACCCUGCUCAUCAGUUUUUGUGGAUAUCGUUUACCCAGCCCUGUGUUCUCGACUGGAAAUACCCUUUACAUGGAGGUCACAGGAAGGUCUUUCAUUGACUUAACCUACGUAACGACAAAUCAGUCCAAUGGAUGCGGAGGGGCAAUGUUCGUGUCGCACAGAGCCAAGUUAACGAGUCCAAACUACCCAUCACCCUCUGCAGAGAAUUUGGAUUGCAUGUUUACUGUCAUGGUUCCGCAGAGUCUUCACGUGGCCAUAAGCGUCGCAGUCAACUUCGGCGGCCCCGGUCAGUGUAACAGCACAUACCUGGAAUUGUAUGAUGUCAACGCCGAUGGCAGCCCAGUGCUCUUCAACACCUUGUGUGGAGACGAAACGAGCAUCGCAGGGCACUUGGCGCCCAGCAACCGGAUGGCGAUGCGCUAUGACGGGCGGCGGAACCAGACGGGCACCGGAUGGGAGAUCGGCAUCCAGGGGCCGAGCCGCACGAGUCCACAGUCUUUGAGGACGACGACGGUGAAGAAUCUACAGCAGUGAGCCCUUGAAUCCAGGAUAUGACUUCAGAUGCAUAGAAAACGUACCUUGCUUCAUUAGGAUAAACGACCAGUGACUUCAGGUGUAAAGAAAACAUACCUUGAUUCACGAGGAUACAAGAUUUCAGUGACUUCAGAUGCAUAGAAAACGUACCUUGCUUCAUUAGGAUAAACGACCAGUGACUUCAGGUGUAAAGAAAAACAUACCUUG
This is a messenger RNA of Penaeus vannamei (Pacific white shrimp), 3546 nucleotides long. Lineage: Eukaryota; Metazoa; Arthropoda; Malacostraca; Decapoda; Penaeidae. The record is from RefSeq and is a predicted model, not a curated record.